Molecule: messenger RNA, 1068 nt
Organism: Pedinophyceae sp. YPF-701
Lineage: Eukaryota; Viridiplantae; Chlorophyta; Pedinophyceae
Source: the annotation of a GenBank genome assembly
AUGUCUGCUCUGUCGUCGUUCUCGGGCGCUGCCCUGACCUCGCGCACCUCGGCGUGCAAGCCGGCCCAGGGGCGCGGCCAGCUGCAGGUGUGCGCUGCGGGCAUGAAGGAGCUGCGUGACCGCAUCGGGUCCGUCCAGAACACCAAGAAGAUCACGGACGCCAUGAAGCUGGUUGCUGCCGCCAAGGUCCGUCGCGCCCAGGACGCCGUCGUCAACGGCCGUCCGUUCGCGGAGAACCUGGUCAAGGUGCUGUUCGGCGUGAACCAGCGCCUGCGCACGGAGGACGUGGACUCGCCGCUGUGCACGAUCCGCCCGGUCAAGGCGGUGUCGGUGGUGGUGGUGUCGGGCGACCGCGGCCUGUGCGGCGGGUACAACAACUUCGUCAUCAAGCAGGCGGUGACGCGCAUCGAGGAGCUCAAGGCGAUGGGCGUCGAGCCGCGCGUGAUCACCGUCGGCAAGAAGGCCGGGGCCUUUUUCAAGCGCCGCAAGGACCAGUACACGCUGGUCAAGGCGUUCGACCUGGGCCAGGCGCCCACGACGAAGGAGGCGCAGGCGAUCGCCGACGAGCUCUUCUCGGAGUUCGUGUCGGGCGAGGUGGACAAGGUCGAGGUGGUCUUCACCAAGUUCGUGUCGCUCAUCUCGGCCAACCCGACGAUCCAGACGCUGCUGCCCAUGGCGCCCUCGGGCGAGAUGUGCGACAUCGACGGCAACUGCGUGGACUUCGCCGAGGACGAGAUCUUCAAGCUGACCUCGAAGGACGGCAAGAUGUCGGUCGAGCGCGAGAAGAUCAACUCGGACGUGGGCGCCUUCGACGAGGACGUCAUCUUCGAGCAGGAGCCCAACCAGAUCCUCGACGCCCUCCUCCCGCUCUACAUGAACGGCACCAUCCUGCGCUCCCUCCAGGAGUCGCUCGCCUCGGAGCUCGCCGCGCGCAUGAACGCCAUGAACAACGCCUCGGACAACGCCGCCGCGCUCAAGAAGAGCCUCAACCUGUCGUACAACCGGAAGCGCCAGGCCGCCAUCACCAACCAGAUCCUCGAGAUCGUCGCCGGCGCCUCGGCCGUGUAA